This is a messenger RNA of Silurus meridionalis, 1472 nucleotides long. It is a transcript of the gene mxra8a, whose product is annotated as matrix-remodelling associated 8a. The record is from RefSeq and is a predicted model, not a curated record. Bases 98 to 1426 code for a protein of 442 amino acids. Gene Ontology annotation, biological process: establishment of glial blood-brain barrier; cell adhesion. Lineage: Eukaryota; Metazoa; Chordata; Actinopteri; Siluriformes; Siluridae. Gene Ontology annotation, cellular component: membrane; cell surface. The transcript has 10 exons.
GCCACGUAGGUGGAGUCUGGGCGCGCGCUCGAGUACCAUGCACUCGUAUGUCGAAAGUUGACAAACAUCAAGUUGCAAAGUAAAGGAAAUAGGAACAAUGAAGAACGCAGGUGUGAGUCUUGGUGUGCAGGAUUUGCUGUUACUUCAAAUUGCUGUCUUGUCUCUCUUCACCACUGUACUAGGUCAGAGUGAUGGUGGUAGUGUAGUCAUGGCCAUGUACAACAUCAGCGCCCCCGAGGGGUCUAAAGCAGUGCUGCAAUGCUAUAGCCAGCGCAUGGUAUGGACCCAGGACAGACUGAGGGACCGUCAGCGCGUGGUGCAUUGGGAUUUGCGCCGGAGUACCCCAGUCUAUUCAAUGGAGCGUGUCCUGGACAUGUUCUCAGCUGGGGAACAGCGUAUUUAUAAUGCCUAUAACAAGGGGAGAAUCAGCAUGUCCAAGACUGCUUUUAAAGAUGGAAACUUUUCCCUCAUUAUAAAAAAUGUGGCUGCAAGUGACAGAGGCAUCUACUCCUGCAACCUACACCAUCAUUACUGCCAUCUCUUUGAGUCUAUCAGUGUGCAGCUCAAUACCACAAAAUCAGCUCACAAAGAGCGGCGUUUUUGGGAUGGCCAGAAAGCCGUGUAUGUGGUGUUAGUGGGAAGCACAGUGGUGCUACCUUGUGUGAACCGUCGGUCAAUCUGGUUGGAAGGGAACAGCGAGGAGGAGCAGCAGGUUGUUCACUGGGACCGCCAAGCACCAGGAGUUCAACAUGACCAAGCAGAUCGCCUCAUUGAUUUAUAUGCUUCAGGAGAACGGCGCCACUAUGGGCCGCUCUUCAUCCAGCAAAAGAUGAACAUCUCAGUCUCUGCAUUUUCCUAUGGCAACUUCUCACUUAUCAUCUCAAACCUACAACCUACAGAUCAGGGCCUGUACUCAUGCCAUCUGCAUCACCACUACUGUGGCUUGCAUGAGAGACGCAUCUUCCAGCUUACUGUUGGCCCACGUGUCUUGCAGGAGCCCACCGAUCCCCCUCAUGCACUGCCCAAUGAAAACCCUGUAACAAAGGCAGUGGACACGCAGCCUCAUGUCAUCAAUUUCAUUUUGCCGGAGCACCAGGGUCACUUUCUGCAGGAAUUGGGUUAUAUCCUGGCCACACUACUCCUGCUGGCCCUCAUUAUCCUUGCCAUUGUCCUUCUUAUCCACCGAUGGAAGGCACAAGGUAUGGAAUAUAAUCCAGGUGCAGCAAAAAAAGCCAAAAAAGAACAGCAACCUUUUGUGACAUACACGGGCUGUGUAGCUCAGCAAGACCCUGAAGUGAAGACAUGCAAUCAGGAGGAGACAAAAGUUGAGUUUAAAAACAACCUUCUCAAAGAGGUGGAGAUGUCCAAGCUUUGUGUUCCCAAGGUUAUUGACUUAGACAGAGAGAUGGAAAAAUCCUGGAAAUGAGGAAGAAAGUUAACUACUGGCUGGACUAGUGGUGAAUACAAUCAGA